CACAAAGGCAGAGAGACAGAAGGUUUCAAGUGCAAAAGAUGCAAAACCCAAAAAGCAGCUGCCUCCUGCAGCAGGUAUAAAUACUCGGACAAACCCUUUCUCUAAUCCCUAGCUUUCUUCUUCUCUCUGUCUCUGCAAGUUUAAUCGAGAAAAUGGGAAGAGGAAAGUUCAAGGGCAAGCCCACCGGCCGCCGCCAGUUCUCCACUCACGAAGAGAUGGUUGCUGGUUCCUCUGCCCGUCCGCGUGGUUUUAAAAGGGAAGAAGCCGAAGAGGAGGAAGAAGUAGAGUCUGAAGAGGAAUCAGAAGAAGAACAGGAAGAAUCCGAAAAACGGAAAGGCACGCAGGGAAUUAUUGAAAUUGAGAAUCCCAAUCUAGUAAAACCAAAGAAUGUGAAGGCUAAAAAUGUCGAUAUUGAGAAAACAACUGAACUCUCAAGGCGUGAAAGAGAGGAGAUAGAGAAGCAAAAGGCUCAUGAGCGGUACAUGAGGUUGCAGGAACAGGGAAAAACAGAACAAGCAAAAAAGGAUUUAGAACGCUUAGCCAUGAUUCGCCAACAAAGGGCUGAGGCUGCUAAGAAGCGAGAGGAGGAAAAGGCUGCUAAAGAGCAGAAAAAAGGCGAGGGACGCAAGUGAAAUAAAGUUAUGGAGAUGCCAAGUAAUUGAAUUGGGCUGCUUUCUUUUUAAUGUUUGACCUUUUUUAUCUGUAUUAUCUGUAUCCCAAGCUAACUCAAAUUACCAAAGUUUCGCUUUCUUAUUUCACACUACUAGUGUAUUUGUUCAGGGUAUGGAAUUUGUUCGUAUUUAUUGGGAACAUGGUUUGGGGAAAAGAAAACAUUUUUGGUCAUCUAAACUUUUAACAUCGAAAUAAUCGCUAUACAGGUUUUGGUUGA
Molecule: messenger RNA, 889 nt
Organism: Malus domestica (apple)
Lineage: Eukaryota; Viridiplantae; Streptophyta; Magnoliopsida; Rosales; Rosaceae
Cellular component (GO): cytosol
Molecular function (GO): RNA binding
Source: RefSeq, a predicted model, not a curated record